Messenger RNA from Sphaerodactylus townsendi, 5389 nucleotides. RefSeq names its product sestrin 2 (gene SESN2). The transcript is spliced from 10 exons. Gene Ontology annotation, biological process: regulation of response to reactive oxygen species; cellular response to L-leucine; positive regulation of macroautophagy. Bases 376 to 1818 code for a protein of 480 amino acids. Lineage: Eukaryota; Metazoa; Chordata; Lepidosauria; Squamata; Sphaerodactylidae. Gene Ontology annotation, molecular function: oxidoreductase activity, acting on peroxide as acceptor; L-leucine binding. Gene Ontology annotation, cellular component: nucleus. The record is from RefSeq and is a predicted model, not a curated record.
CGUCCGAAUGAAAUAAGCCGCUGUUAGGAACCGCCGCGGCAAGUUAUUUUUUUGUUCCUGGUAGGGGGAGAGGAGCGCCCGGCGGCGAUGCGAAGCCCCGCUUGAGCCUUCUUAGAACCCUGAUGCCCCUGGACGUUCUAGAACGCCGCGGCUUCCGAGCGUUCCACGGUCGAAUCCUAAGCCUGCUCCGAUCGCCUUUGAUCUUGAGACUGGCGGCGGCGUCUUUCUCCUGCCUUAUGCAACCCUGCGCUCGGGUUAUUCACCCUAAAAAUUAUUAUUACUAUUUUUAUAAAGCCAACUCCCCCAAGUUUUGGAACCCGCUGUUGAUAAUAGAUUAGUUUCCGAUCAGGCUUCCCUUGCGCUAAAAGCGGCGCUAUGAUCGUGGCGGACUCUGAGAGCUGCGGCUGCUCCGGAGUCGAAGGCUAUCUGCCCUGCGAAAACUGCGGAGCUUUCAGUAGGGAGAAGGACAGAGGCCUGAAAAUCCCCCGGCAGUUAGGACGAGGUCCGAGCUCCUUCAUCCCCGUAGAAGAGAUCCUACAGGAAGGAGUAGAGAGUGCCCAGCGGCGCCUCUUCAUUGAGGCCUUUGUUUCGACAGGCAGGGUGGAUAACAUCACCAUGGUGAUGGGGCUGCACCCAGAAUACCUCACCAGCUUCUGGAAGACUCAGUAUCUCCUCCUGCGGAUGGACGGCCCACUGCCCUAUCACAAACGCCACUAUAUCGCUAUCAUGGCUGCUGCUCGGCAUCAGUGCUCCUACCUGGUUGGCUUUCACAUGGCAGAGUUCCUCCAAGUCGGCGGGGACCCACUGUGGCUGCGAGGUUUGCAGUAUGCCCCGCAGAAACUGCGGAACCUCAACGAGAUCAACAAGAUCCUGGCCCACCGACCCUGGCUGAUCACCAAGGAUCACAUCAAGGCACUCCUGAAGACGGGCGAUAACAGCUGGUCCCUCGCAGAACUUAUCCAAGCGCUGGUGCUCCUGACGCAUUAUCACUCCUUGGCUUCUUUCGUGUUUGGGUGUGGCAUCAACCUGGAAAUCGACCAGGACGGAGGCCACGCAUUCCAGCCCCCUUCGCCACGCAGCUGUGAUAGCAGCCCAGCUUCGGAGGAUGGAGUGAGCGCUUCCAGUGGCACAGAUGCUAUGGAAGAGGUGGAGGUGUUGAUGGAGAGGAUGAAGUUGCUUCAGGAGUGCCAGUUGGAAGAGGAGGCCGUCACCCAGGAGGAGAUGGAAACACGCUUCGAGAUGGAGAAAACCGAGAGCUUGCUUGUUACUACCUCAGUAGAUAUUGCCGAACACUCCCUGCCUCCCAACGUCCUGUGCUUUGUGGAGGAUCCAGAGUUUGGAUACAAGGAUUUCACCAGGAGAGGAGAGCAAACGCCACCAACUUUCCGAGCCCAGGACUACACCUGGGAAGACCAUGGCUACUCUCUCAUCAAUCGCUUGUAUCCUGAUGUGGGGCAGCUGCUAGAUGAGAAAUUCCAGGUGGUCUACAACCUGACCUAUAACACAAUAGCUAUGCACAGCGGUGUGGACACUUCUAUGCUCCGGAGGGCCAUCUGGAAUUACGUUCACUGUGUCUUUGGCAUUCGGUAUGAUGACUACGAUUAUAGGGAAGUGAACCAGCUCUUGGAGCGCAGCUUGAAGGUUUACAUCAAAACAGUAGCCUGCUACCCAGAGAAAACCACUAAGAGAAUGUAUACACACUUCUGGAGACAUUUCAAGCACUCCGAGAAGGUACAUGUCAACCUGCUUCUCCUGGAAGCCCGCAUGCAGGCUGCCCUGCUUUACGCCCUACGUGCCAUCACCCGCUACAUGACCUGAUGGGACCGUCCCCUCUCUUGUCCUGCAAGAAGCACUGACCACCUGGAGGACAGGGGAGAUUUUUAAAGUUAGCGAUCUGUUUUCAGAAAUCAUCAUGAAAAGACCGGGCCGUGUCUCUGUCUGGCUAUUGGAGAUAAAAAGUGUAGUUUCAAGAGGAUCUCCUGACAAGAGACUGCCAAGAAAAGGGGGUUUGGGGAAAAGUCCAAACUGUUCAGGUGAACCUGUGGUGAAAAAUGACUUUCGCAUACUCCUGCCACUUUGGCUGGAUCUGGAGCCAUCAGCGGCUUGCUGCGUGGCUUGCAAGCUCUGUCGCUGGCCAAUGUAGGGUCUCCGGGUUCCAUGGGGUCAGUUUUGGGCUGGAAUCUUGGAAGACUAGUUUGCUAAGCCUUUGAUUGGCCCAGGAUGUGUUCGAAUGGGUGGUAGCUUCCUGCCACAGCUGCACCCAUCUUCCCCCCUGCCCCCAAAUUAAGAGUGCAAUGAAUUUCUGGUCUUCUGGUUGCAUCUUUUUGCAAGGUUGCUACUCCUCGACCAACUGGGGCGAAGAUUCGAUGAACCAAAGAGAUCCUUCUGCCGUACCAAAAGUGCGCUUUCUUUCUGUGGCCUAUAUACUUGCUGUCGGUCUUUGAAGGUUCAAGCAGAUCACCAGUGUCUCUUGCAAACUUGAUGAUUGUUUAAAAAUUGGGAAGGUGGCGUGCUGGGGGUUGGGGCAGAUUGACUGUUCUCUGCGAUUGGUGGUUAUACUGCAUUUCUGCUGGUAGAGGGUUUUUGCCCUCCAAACACUGUCCUUGUUUUGUGUACAGUUCUGGGGGGAUGGGUUGGGAAGAAAUGCAAUGUUAGGGAUAAGCUGGGCCAGAAUCUUAGAGAUUUUUUUUUUUUGGCAGGUGGGCAAGGGGUGGGAGUCAUGUGAAAGUUGGGCAGUUUUGCACUGGAGGUACUGCACGUCUGGAGCACGCAGCUCUUCUGUUUUUGAGUGGACCAUCCAUUCAUGCCGAGGGAGAGGAUGUGAAUUUCUGUUCAAAAAGUUCCCACUUUAAGGCAGAUGGGUCUUUUGGCAAAAUCUGCCUAUAAUAGCUCUGAUUCCAAGAUCUUCUCUUGCUUUUGUAUUUUGAGAAUUCAAAUUAGCAGAACUUCUUUACAACUUCCUCUCUCCCCAAAGUCCUAAUUAUUAGCUUUCAGCAAUGGGAAAAUCUCCUUUCCUGAAUUGCCUAUGUUUCGGCAAUUUUGCUCCCUCAGUGACUUUCAGUUGGGCGGGGAGGAUUAACCUGAAAUCCUCUGGAAUGUAAUUUGCGGCCAAAGUGGAAACCCCCCCCCCCUCGAUAGGAGCAGUGGCCACAUUGUACAAUCCAGUGGUCAGCUUGUGCAUAUUGCAGUUGAUACCCACACCUUGUCUUUGUUCAGACAACAUGGCAGCUGCAGAGAGUAGGAAGACCUGUGCACUCAUUGGAGGCAACAUCUGAAAAGAACUUGCUGAGCACAGCUACUGAUUCAUUUUUUUCCCACCCCAAUUGUUUCCUUUGACCCUUUUAACUCAGUUAUUUCUUUAAAAUGUCCCUCCAUUUCAAAACAUCCAAAAGGUAGUUGUAUGUUUCAUUCUAUCAUUCACAUCUUGCCAUGAGAUUUACCCUUCUUGCUGUGAACUUGUAACAUUUCUGUGCGUUUUAACCCUUUUCACUCAAGGGGUCAAAUUCUUCUCUUCAUGGAGUAGGAAGAAGGUGGGGCUGCAAGAGAAUUCCUGUAAUGUCGAUUGUGCAGCCAGUGCAGACAUCUUCGCAGAUAACAAUCCUGUACCUUCAAACAAAGGAGAACUCAAAUGCCUGAAACAUGUGCUAUAUGCCCAAAGCUACUGCAGAGGUGCUUGGAAUUGCUCUUAAUGUAGUCUGCCCAGAUCUCUGACAGCAUGGCCUCUGAGCUGCUUACAGCAAACAGCCUAUGGAGUUCACUGUUGUGGCAUGCGGGAUUCUGGCCAUGUUCCACUCUCCUAAUAUGGUUAUGGGUCCAUCCUAUGCAAAGGUGCCAAAUAGCCCAUCCUGAUUGUGGAGGAAGGAGAGAGAUCUUUGAGGGUUUAAAGACAGGUACCAUCUUCACUAAGAACAAAGCUGACCUUCUCUGUCCUGAUUCAGGCACGCUUCUGUCCCCCCUUCGUCUUGCUGAGACUGGAAGCCUCCAGCCCAAGGGUUAACAGACUAGGAACUGAGCCCUCAAAUCUGUUAAAAUUAGGCUUUGGAAGGCACAGUGCCUCCUUUCCCCAACCUGAUCUCACCUGCCAGAGAGCUGUCUGCCAAACAGCUACUCAAAGGGGUGACUUACAGUGGGCUUGCAACAGAGUCCCCGAAUUUCUUUCCAGGAGUCCAGAUAGAUUUAUAUUUCUUCUGGUGUACUAAUUUUCUUCUUUAAAAGGAAGUCCCUGGAAACAUGUGACAGUUGCCCUUGGAAGAUGGUCAAAGAGGUCUGUGUGCUCCAAGUGUAGUUACCCUUGGAUGGCAUAAACAUCCAGUUUUGUCAGUUGUCUGGUUUAUUACAGCUUGGAGCCCCCCUCCCCCACCAACUUCAGAUCCCUGAUUUGUCCUCGACAGUGUUCCUUCAGGUCUACUGAUUCCCAGGAGCAGUAUUUUUGGAGGGGACCCACAAAUCUGCAUUUCCUGCAGCACAACUCUGCUUAAGCAGUUAAGGAGCUGGUCCUAGGCAUAAAGACACUGCCUUACGAUACCUCUUCCAUUGCAAAGCUAGACUUAAUGGCUUUCUGAAACAGGGACUUGCUAUUAAAUAUCUAGGACACAUUCUGUAAAAUUUUGCAAGGUUCUCUCUCUCUCCCCAGCCAUUUUCACAGGGGAACGCAAGUCAAAGUAGCAUUACCAUGGAACAGCCUGGCGCGUGGCUGUUUUGCAGAAUGAGCCCCUGCCAUCUCUGAAAAGGGGAUUUCUGGUUUUGUCCUUGCUCACAGCAGUAUUAUACAAUCAGGCAACAAACACACUGUGAAAUUCAGAGGCUGGCUUGUCUCAUGACUGGGCUGAGCAGGCCUCAACUCCUCAAGCUGGUUUUGAUCAUUGUUUCUGCCGCCGCCGCCCCCCCCCCCCGUCAAUUCCUGGUUUGUUUUUCAAGCUAAUGUUUUCUACCCAUUUUGCACAGUACGGAUGGCUUCAUCAGCAUCCAGGUCCUUUUUUUUUUGUUCUUGUUGGUUGUUGUACGUUCAUUUCUGGUGGAUCUUUUUUUUCCUUUUCCUUUUUUGUGGGAUAAGCCAGUUUCUGUGACCUUGGGAGGUGAAGAAUCAGCCCAGUAUAAAUGGGGGGGGGGAAGGGGGAUGGAGAAAGGGUGGCCAGAGAAGUAGAACUCUUUAGGUGGGUGUGGCUGCUACAUUUCACACCUGCACCAGAUGUUUUUUUGCCAUCUGGCCACCCCCCCCCCUUCCAAGUGGGACAGUCAGAGUCCUGGCAGUCUCCCUUAAUCUCAGCUGCACCUUCACUCUGUGUAAAUUAUUAUGGUUUUUUAAAUGUAUUUACUCUUGACUGUACCAUUGUUGUGACUUUGCUACCAAUUCUGUUUUGACAAAUAAAAUUGCCUUUUGUUUUCCAAA